AUGGCGGCGUACAUGCGAGUGUGGAGAGCGUCCAGCAGCGCCGCUUCAGUCACGAUCAGAGCCGGUUUAAACGCGCUCUUCCCGCGCUCCUCCCUGCAGCUCCGGCGCUCCUACUCCAGCGUCUCCGGCAGAGCGUCGCUGCGCAGCGCCAGGACCGCAGCCUCCGCGCGGACUCCGCGGCGCUCUCUGUGCAGCGGGUUCUCUGAGGGCAGCGCCGGAGAUGAUGAGUCCGGAGGGGAUGAAGGCUACUCUCCUCCUCCUCCUCCUCCGCCGCAGAUGACAGCUCUCACAACGAUGCUUGUGCCCGAGGUCUUCCCGAACGUGCCGCUCGUCGCCGUCAACAGAAACCCUGUGUUUCCCAGAUUCAUCAAAAUCAUCGAGGUCAAAAACAAGCAGCUCAUGGACCUGUUGAGGUGUAAAGUGCGUCUUGCUCAGCCGUAUGCUGGUGUUUUCUUGAAGAAAGAUGACAAUAACGAGACGGAUGUGGUGGAGAGUCUGGAUGCGGUUUAUCACACCGGGACGUUUGUGCAGAUCCACGAGAUGCAGGACCUCGGAGACAAACUGCGCAUGAUUGUGAUGGGACACAGAAGAAUCCGUAUCAAUAAGCAGCUGGAGGUGGAGCCGGAGGAGCCGGUGUCGCUGGAGGAGGAGGGCGAGCAGCCGAAAGCUGCGCGGCGGAAGCAGAAGCGAUCGCGCAAGGACUCGGCGUCGCUGGCGGAGACGAUGGAGGAGAAGGUGCGGGAGGCCGGGUUUGUGGUGGAGGCGCUUCCUCUGCCCGGCGUCCUCAUGGUGGAGGUGGACAACGUGGUCCACGAGGAGUUCCAGGUCACAGAAGAGGUCAAGGCCCUGACUGCUGAGAUCGUCAAGACUAUCCGUGAUAUUAUCGCUCUGAAUCCACUAUACAGAGAGUCAGUGCUCCAGAUGAUGCAGGCCGGUCAGAGAGUGGUGGAUAAUCCCAUCUACCUGAGCGACAUGGGGGCGGCGCUGACCGGGGCCGAAUCACACGAGUUACAAGACGUCCUGGAGGAAACAAACAUUCCCAAACGACUAUACAAAGCACUCUCUCUGCUGAAGAAAGAAUACGAGCUGAGUAAACUACAGCAGCGCCUCGGCAGGGAGGUUGAAGAGAAGAUCAAGCAGACGCACAGGAAGUACCUCCUCCAGGAGCAGCUGAAGAUCAUUAAGAAGGAGCUCGGCCUGGAGAAAGAGGACAAAGACGCCAUUGAGGAGAAGUUCAGGGAGAGGCUGAAGGAUCGGACCGUACCUCAGCACAUCAUGGACGUUAUUAACGAGGAGCUGAACAAACUGGCGCUGUUAGAUAACCACUCCUCAGAGUUCAACGUUACCCGUAACUACUUAGACUGGCUGACCUCCAUGCCUUGGGGCACCAACAGCGAGGAAAACCUGGAGUUGAGUCAAGCCAAAGAGGUUUUGGAAGAGGACCACUAUGGAAUGGAGGAUGUCAAGAAACGCAUUCUGGAGUUCAUAGCUGUAAGCCAGCUGAGAGGCAGCACACAGGGAAAGAUCUUGUGUUUCUAUGGGCCUCCUGGAGUUGGAAAGACCAGUAUCGCCCGUUCAAUCGCCAGAGCACUUAAUCGCGAGUAUUUCCGUUUUAGCGUGGGCGGCAUGACGGAUGUGGCUGAAAUUAAAGGCCACAGGAGAACAUAUGUUGGUGCAAUGCCAGGAAAGAUCAUCCAGUGUCUAAAGAAAACUAAGACUGAAAACCCAUUGGUCCUUAUUGACGAGGUUGACAAAAUAGGUCGAGGUUACCAGGGUGACCCAUCUUCUGCUCUACUUGAGCUUUUAGAUCCAGAACAGAACGCUAACUUUCUUGACCAUUACCUGGAUGUUCCCGUAGACCUGUCUAAGGUGCUUUUCAUUUGUACGGCCAAUGUUCUCGACACCAUUCCCGAACCCUUAAGAGACCGAAUGGAAAUGAUCAACAUAUCAGGUUACGUUGCUCAGGAGAAACUGGCCAUUGCGGAGAGAUACUUGGUACCCCAGUUGCGAGCUCUAUGCGGUUUGGAUGAGCAGAAGGUGAAAAUCACCCCCGAGGCUCUGAACGUGCUCAUCAGACAGUACUGCCGGGAGAGCGGCGUCAGGAACCUUCAGAAGCAAGUCGAGAAGGUGUUUCGGAAAGUAGCAUUCCGGAUUGUCAACGGCGAGGAAACAGAGGUCAACGUUUCCCAAGAGAACCUUCAGGAUUAUGUCGGAAAGCCCAUCUUCACUGUGGACCGAAUGUAUGACGUCACACCGCCGGGAGUUGUCAUGGGACUGGCAUGGACGGCAAUGGGUGGCUCGACGCUCUUCAUCGAGACAACUCUGAGGCGACCGAGAGAACCGCAAGGGAAAGACGGACCCAAAGAUGGAUCACUGGAGGUCACGGGGCAGCUGGGAGACGUGAUGAAGGAAAGCGCCAAGAUUGCGUACACGUUUGCACGCUCAUUCCUCAUGAAGGAGCAACCUGACAACGAUAUCCUCGUGGGCUCCCACAUACACCUCCAUGUGCCUGAGGGUGCAACUCCCAAAGACGGGCCGAGUGCUGGAUGCACUAUUGUGACUGCUUUGCUGUCCUUGGCUACCAACAUACCAGCGCGUCAGAACGUAGCCAUGACGGGAGAAGUGUCCCUGACCGGGAAGAUCCUGCCUGUUGGAGGAAUCAAGGAAAAGACCAUCGCUGCGAAGAGAGCUGGCGUAACGUGCAUCAUCCUGCCUGCAGAAAACAGAAAGGACUUCUCAGACCUGGCCGAGUACAUCACCGAAGGGCUGGAAGUGCAUUUCGUGGAAAACUACAGCGAGAUCUACAAAAUCGUGUUCUCUGGACAAUAG
This is a messenger RNA of Onychostoma macrolepis, 2829 nucleotides long. It is a transcript of the gene lonp1, whose product is annotated as lon peptidase 1, mitochondrial. Gene Ontology annotation, molecular function: single-stranded DNA binding; ATP binding; ATP-dependent peptidase activity. Lineage: Eukaryota; Metazoa; Chordata; Actinopteri; Cypriniformes; Cyprinidae. The record is from RefSeq and is a predicted model, not a curated record. Gene Ontology annotation, biological process: protein quality control for misfolded or incompletely synthesized proteins; mitochondrion organization; protein catabolic process. Gene Ontology annotation, cellular component: mitochondrial matrix. The transcript has 18 exons. The coding region runs from base 1 to 2829 and encodes 942 amino acids.